AUGCUGUUUCGGGACACCGCGAGCUGUGCACACUCCUCCGAGGGCUCGGAGGACUACCCUUCCAGCGGCGGCAGCUUGGCGAGCUCUGAGUCGUGCGCCACACGCGCCUUUGAGAACCGAAUGAAGCUUAUUUUUGACUCGGGCCCCGUGCUGGACUUUGAGGCGCAGGAGGGCAGGGACCGGCUGGAUGACGCGGGGCCUAGGAAGGAGGGUACCGCCCAAGAGAAGGGAGGAGUAGCGUGCAGUUUUGCUGACGGGGCGAGUGAUGGGCGGGAGUCAGUUUUAAAUGCUGAAGAUGAGGCGUAUCUGGGUUUGCUGAUGCAGGGAAUAGACAAAAUGGUGCUACUUGACACGGAGUUCUACCAGUACCCAACACCGGAUUACUUUAAGGCGCACCCUCCCAGGCGGAACCUGACGGAUGACCAGACAUCUGAGGGCGGCAUCUCCUCAAGUCAUCAUCAUGGCACCAAAAUGUUUAUUGGGGGCUUACGCUUUGAGGUGGUUCAUGUAGGUAGACAUAUGAUUGGCUGGAUUUUUGAAGUUGCCUGUGGAGUGCGGCUGCCGUCUAGUUCCAUUCUUGUGCAUCGCAAGGCAAAAGGAGGAAGGAGUGGCGCGCCAACUGGAUGCGCCUCGGUGUUUGUGUCUAGUGAAGAAGAGGUGGAACGGCUUUUGGCCAUGAAUCAACGCCUUUUUUGUGCAGAAAAGGGUGUUUACGUGGCACCUUCCGCGGAGCGUAUGGCGGAGCUUAUUGCCUCCAAAGCCAUCCUCGACGUCACGGAGGGGCGGGCGCGAGGGCCGACGCACCCAGUCAUUAUUGAGCGGGCCUACGGUAAUGCGGGCCACCAUGGAGCACGUAGUAGCGCAAGCGCCUCAAUGCAGCAGGAAAAUGUGUUGUCAGGUCCCCCACCACCGUAUGACGCAGUGCUGUUAGGCCCACGGUCGGGGUCGACGUCUUUGCCGUCGUGUAGUAACGCCUCAUCGCUGCGCAGCAGUUUGUCCGUUCCUCUAGGUCCAGGCUCUCUAACUGGGGGUGGCGACCAACCGGGCAGAACACGGCUGCUAACACCUGCGAAUGAGCCCAUUUACCACCUGUAUCCUGGCACCGCGGAGGUAAGCAAGCUGCUGCCAGCGACUUCCGCCGCAUUGCAGCGGGCUGUUUCUCUCUUUGUUGGAGGUUUUUCGGCCGAAACUGAUCAAGAGUUUGUGGCAUGGGUUUUCUCAUUGAUGAGUGUCCCGGUGCAUCCCUCCAACGUCUCGCAUUACGUGGAUUCGCAGUCCGGGGAGAGGGCGGGCUGCGUGCUUGUGCGGGUGGAGGAGCAGGAUGUGUCCAAGGCGUUAUCAUGGAACAAGCGCGUGGUGUGCGAUGCACGCGGCGUCUACUUCGCAUCAUCGCAGCGCGCGGUGGUUGCGCUGUUGGCCGCCCGCGACAAGGCCGCCGGGCCAGCGCGGCCACUUGCAAUCAAGCGAAAGGACGGCGCUCGCGGUGUGCCCAAAGCGACGGUCCCCGGCUCGAUGGCACCUCCACCGCCAUUUCCGGUCAUGUGGGACUCUGCGCAGCCGUCACCGGCGACGUGGCAGCGGACCGGCUCGCCGCCGGUGGCCCCACCUCCACCGUACAUGCAAAGCGUCAUCAUUGGCAAUCAGACGUACCAGCUGCCGCCGGGGGCGAGCAUUCAGCUGCAGGUUGUGCCGGUCAUCACGGCGCCGAAUAUGUCAACGGCACCGGUGCCGCUGCAGUCGCCGGCGCUGUCAAUGUACCAGCCGAUGCCUCCCCCGCCGCCACCGCCGCUGCGGUAG
Messenger RNA from Trypanosoma conorhini, 1797 nucleotides. RefSeq lists its product as uncharacterized. The transcript has a single exon. The coding region runs from base 1 to 1797 and encodes 598 amino acids. The record is from RefSeq and is a predicted model, not a curated record. Lineage: Eukaryota; Euglenozoa; Kinetoplastea; Trypanosomatida; Trypanosomatidae.